Seminavis robusta is the source of this 2082-nucleotide messenger RNA. Lineage: Eukaryota; Bacillariophyta; Bacillariophyceae; Naviculales; Naviculaceae. The record is from the annotation of a GenBank genome assembly.
AUGAUUUUUCGAGUGUUUCAGCGCCAUGGUGGACGUUUGGCGUCGUCAUCCUUUCCAUCCAAGCUGCUGAUGCAACAGAAGAAAGCACCACCGAGCUACCAAUUUUGUUUGCAGCAGUAUAGCACCAGCCAAUGGGCUGCCAUGCCCUUGAAAGCGGUGGAAGUGCUUUCACUGGGAGAUGCUUCUUCCUCCUCCUCUGCAGCAAAGAAAUUCAAAUUGUUGGAAACUCCCCUGUUGAAGGGUUCUUUUGUGGAACAAGGCGAUAUUGUGGGAAUUGUGCAGCAAGACGAAAAUAAUGACAGCAGCAAGACCUUUGAAAUUCCAUCUCCUUCCACUGGACGAUUGGUACAAGUGCACAUGCAAGUAGGAGACGAAAUCCAAGUGGGAGAUACUCUGGUUACCAUUGACACGGAUGCCGUGGAAAAUGCUGCCCAAAAUGCCACCUCCCAUAAUGCUAGCAAUGCUACUACUACUACCACAGAACCCGAAAAUGCCCAUGUGAAGGAACUGAUUCUACAUUUGCAAGAAACACGAGGAGAACUCUCUGAUGCUCACGUCCAACAACUCUGCAAAACCAUCACUGACAUUGAAUCGCUGAGGGCCAUUGCGUCUCUCCUCACGGAACGUUUCCCCAAUACACCACUCCAAAUGAAGGCGCUGCCAUUUUUGGAAACGGUACUCUUACGGCAACAGGGACAAAACUCAGAUAAUAGUCAGGAACUGCUGCUGGAGCAAGCCACCACACAUACUGAUUUGGGAAUACUCCUCUAUCGCUUGGGAGAUUUGGAGGCGGCAUUGACGCAACUGGAAUGUGCCCUCCAGCAACGCAAAGAGGCACUGGGGGGUUCUCAUCCCGAAUUGUCCGCCACACUCAUUCACAUUGGCGCCAUUAAAAAUCAAAAGAACGAUCUCGAUGGUUGUUUUGAUGCAUUUUCCGAGGCCAUGACCAUUCAAAAGGAACAUUUGGGUGACAGUCAUCCCCUCGUGGCGGCAUCGCUCAACAAUCUCGGUGCCAUUUGUUAUCACAAGGGAGACUUUCCCAAGGCCAUUCCGUAUUAUCAACAAGCAUUGGACAUUUACAGGAAACAGGAAAACGGGGAGCAAAGCUCCGACACGGCAGGAUCCUACAACAAUUUGGCCGUUGCCAUGAAACAUACCGGUGAUGUUACGGCCGCCAUUGACUAUUGUCGCAAGGCAUUGACGAUUCGACAGACCACACUGGGUGUACGACACAUUGACACUGCCACGUCGCACUAUUGUCUGGGACAAAUAUUUUCCGAAACACGACAAUACGAAGCGGCAUUGGAACAGCUCGAGACGGCACUCGACAUUCAAACGGAGCAUUACGGAACCCCCCACCAUCCUACUCCGGCAACGACACACAAUCACAUGGGCGCCAUUCAUUACGAACAGGGUGAGUUCCAAAAGGCACUCGAUUCGUACCAACUGGCACUGGACGCCUUUUCCGCGGCACUCGGCAACGAUGUCCCACAAGUGGCGGAUUGUCACAACAAUGUCGGCAUGUCGCAAGCCAAACUGCAACAAUUCGAUGAUGCUCUGGUCAGUCACGAGGCUGCCAAGCAAAUUCUGGAAGCCAAAUUUGGAGCCACUCAUCCGACGUUGGCCAUGACGUUGGCCAAUAUUGGAUCGGUACUCAAAUCCAAGGGUCAUUACGACGAUGCGCUGCAGCAUUAUCGACAAUCGCAUCCCAUGCUCGAAGCGACAUUGGGCGCCGAUCACGACAUGGUGGGAUCGUCCUACAAUAACAUGGGACAAGUGUUGGCCAUGCAAGGCAAAUUGGACGAUGCACUGACGGUGUACCGAGCUGCCUUGAACAUCUUUCAAAAGACUCUGUCGGAGGAUCACGUCUUUACGGGAUCGAUUCAUUACAAUAUCGGACUGGUGCUGCAGCAACAAUCCAAUAAGAACGAAGAAUCCAAAGAAUCGUAUCAACGAGCCUAUGACAUUUGGAGAGCAGCCUUGGGGCCAGAGCAUGGCCAAACCAUCAUGGCAGAACAGGCCAUGGAUCAACUAGGUGUCGUCAGUGGGAAAGCAGCGACCUCGACAGAGCGGAGUGACUAA